Molecule: messenger RNA, 1917 nt
Organism: Manis pentadactyla (Chinese pangolin)
Lineage: Eukaryota; Metazoa; Chordata; Mammalia; Pholidota; Manidae
Product: probable UDP-sugar transporter protein SLC35A4
Exons: 1
Coding region: 6-980 (324 amino acids)
Biological process (GO): pyrimidine nucleotide-sugar transmembrane transport
Cellular component (GO): Golgi membrane
Molecular function (GO): pyrimidine nucleotide-sugar transmembrane transporter activity
Source: RefSeq, a predicted model, not a curated record
UGGGCAUGAGUGUAGAGGACAGGGGUAUGCCAGGCCUGGGCCGUCCCAGACAGGCCCGCUGGACCCUGAUGCUGCUCCUGUCCACUGCUACGUAUGGUGCCCACGCCCCAUUGCUGGCACUGUGCCAUGUGGAUGGCCGCGUGCCCUUCCAGCCCUCCUCAGCCGUGCUGCUGACUGAGCUGACCAAGCUGCUGUUGUGCGCCUUCUCCCUCCUGGCGGGCUGGCAAGCAUGGCCCCAGGGGGCUCCGCUCUGGCGCCAGGCUGCCCCCUUCGCCCUUUCAGCCCUGCUCUAUGGCGCUAACAACAACCUGGUGAUCUAUCUUCAACGUUACACGGACCCCAGUACCUACCAGGUGCUGAGCCAUCUCAAGAUUGGAAGCACGGCCCUGUUCUACUGCCUCUGCCUCCAGCACCGCCUCUCUGCACGCCAGGGCCUGGCACUCAUGCUGCUCACGGCAGCAGGGGCCUGCUGUGCAGCUGGCGGCCUCCAGGACCCUGGGCACACCCUUUCGGGGCCCCCUCCAGCAGCUGCCGCUGGCCGCACGUCCCUGCGUGUCACUCGCCGGGGGCUGCUGCUGCUCAUCCUGUACUGCCUCAUCUCAGGCCUGUCGUCCGUGCACACAGAGCUGCUCAUGAAGCGGCAGCGGCUGCCUCUGGCGCCGCAGAACCUCUUCCUCUACACGUUCGGUGUGCUCCUGAACCUAGGCCUGCAUGCUGGCGGCGGCCCUGGCCCAGGCCUCCCGGAGGGCUUCUCGGGGUGGGCCGCACUCGUGGUGCUGAGCCAGGCCCUGAACGGGCUGCUUGUGGCCGCUGUCCUGAAGCACGGCGGCAGCAUCACCCGCCUCUUCGUCGUGUCCUGCUCGCUCGUGGUGAGCGCUGCGCUCUCGGCAGCUCUGCUGCAGCUGCAGCUCACAGCCACCUUCUUCCUGGCCGCGCUGCUCAUCGGCCUGGCUGUGCGCCUGUACUAUGGCAGCCGCUAGCCCCCAACCACCUCCACCCUGACGCCUGAGCCUGUAGGCUGGGCGCCCCCAUCAGAGCUGCUUUCCAGCCCCAGCCUACCUCCGCCCCCAAAAGUCCUGUAAAAAGUGCCUUGUGAGAAAAGCUGGGAAGGGAGAGCAGCCAGGUUAGUCUCUAGAGGUGUGUGGAUGAGAGGCAACCCCUGGAAGACGCGGAGACUGGGUUUGGUUAAGGAGACCUUUACCUGCCCCUCCCUCAGCCAAGCUCUCCCAGACUAAGGAAUUGGGAGAGCAUCAGUACCUGUGCCUGAGAAAUGACCCCACGCCUGAUGGAGGAGGCUCCCUGCCUCAUUCGGAUGAAUGCAUUUGCUUAAGUGGGGUGAGGGCACCAGUUGGCUUUCCUUGCUUCCUGUGGUCACACCAGCAGACCGCUGCACCCAGGCCUGGGGCUGGCUGCGGUGCCUGACUCCUCCCCAAGGGAUAUUCACCCCCCACUAUCAUGCAGGAAGGCCCGGUUGUCACAGAUUACACACCUCUCGCCCAGCCACUCUGCCAGGCUACCCCAGCUCCCGCAGGACUCGGAACACGGGGCCCCUGCACUCUCCACCGUACGACUCUGCAGCCUUUGUUCGGGAAACCUCAGAGAGGGCUGGGGCUUGACUCGUCUCAGGGAAUGUUUUCCUUGGGCCCUGACUCAGGCCUACACUCAACCUCUCUGCUCACCCAAAGGGCUCUCUUGAAGCCCGCUGCUCCUCUGUGCCCCUAGGAGAUAGCAUCCAUCCCACUCUGGGUCCUGCCCCUGCGUGGGAGUGUCCCAGCCCCCAAAAGCUAGGGAAGCUCUACACAGUGACCAGGGACUAGGCACAGGGAACCUUGUACAGCUCAAUGAGUGACUCUUAACUGCGUAAGCAAUAAGGUCUUAAUAAAUUGUUCUGGGGUGUAGGUAGUUCCUACAAUCACC